This is a messenger RNA of Mycena citricolor, 418 nucleotides long. The record is from the annotation of a GenBank genome assembly. Lineage: Eukaryota; Fungi; Basidiomycota; Agaricomycetes; Agaricales; Mycenaceae.
GUUUCUUUCGAGCUUGUUGGCCAGUUUCUCGCGGUACUCCGGCCAACGUCCUCUGAAGACUGGACGGAGUUCUGCAUCCAAAAAGGCCGUGAUAUCCUCCGCAGUUUGCUUGUCCUCGAUCUCAUUGUGCAGAUCCCAGUGUUCGAUAUUAGUGCCCUCCCGACAGAGCAUGCGAGAGAUGUCAGGACUGGGUCGGGUGGUGAUCAGGAUACGGAAGUUGGCAGGAAGUUUGAACCACAUUGUUCCAACCCGUCAACGACGAUCAACAUCGGCCCAAAAUACACGGGCGCGUUCUCGGAACCAGUGGCAGGCAGAAACAUGAAUUUGUCGAACUGCUCCUGAAGAGACGCGGUGCGUUGUAUCGCUCGGACCCCGACGGUCCUCGAGAGCGAAUUCCUCCAAGCUGUGUCGAAGUCCG